Messenger RNA from Fraxinus pennsylvanica, 390 nucleotides. The record is from the annotation of a GenBank genome assembly. Lineage: Eukaryota; Viridiplantae; Streptophyta; Magnoliopsida; Lamiales; Oleaceae.
AUGGAGGAAAUCACGGAUUUAGUGAACAACAUUAAUAUCAAUGGAGAUUCUUACAAGAAGAACCGAAUCCAGGUCUCCAACACCAAAAAGCCUCUCUUCUUUUACGUUGGCCUCGCCAAGAGAUAUAUGCAGCAGUACAACGAGGUUGAACUUUCCGCUCUUGGGAUGGCUAUUUCUACAGUUGUGAGUGUGGCCGAAAUUCUGAAGAAUAAUGGAUUUGCAGUUGAGAAAAAGAUAAUGACGUCUACUGUUGAGAUUAAAGAUGAAAUGAGAGGACGGAUAAUCACAAAAGCAAAACUUGAGAUAGUGCUGGGGAAGACGGAUAAAUUUGAGGAAUUGAUGGCAGCUGCGGCAGAGGCGAGAGCUGGAGAUGAUGAUGGGCAGGUUUAA